Molecule: messenger RNA, 1922 nt
Organism: Physella acuta
Lineage: Eukaryota; Metazoa; Mollusca; Gastropoda; Physidae
Source: RefSeq, a predicted model, not a curated record
GGGAAAACCGCAGAUUAACAAACUUACGUAAUACUAAAAAUAGCACUCUGUGAACGGUAGCCAUUUUAAAUCAACAUAGGCCUAAACGAACUUUUGCUGGCUGUCAUAAAACUAAAUAAAUUAUUUGAGGACCCUUGCAAAAGUAUUUGACUGGGUGUUACAGGUCACAAGCUCAGCCAACAUCACAAGCUCAGCCAACAUCAGACAUCAUAAGCUCAGCCAACAUCAGACAUCACAAGCUCAGCCAACAUCAGACAUCACAAGCUCAGCCAACAUCAGACAUCACAAGCUCAGCCAACAUCAGACAUCACAAGCUCAGCCAACAUCAGACAUCACAAGCUCAGCCAACAUCAGACAUCACAAGCUCAGCCAACAUCAGACAUCACAAGCUCAGCCAACAUCAGACAUCUCAAGCUCAGCCAACAUCAGACAUCACAAGCUCAGCCAACAUCAGACAUCACAAGCUGAGCCAACAUCAGACAUCACAAGCUCAGCCAACAUCAGACAUCACAAGCUGAGCCAACAUCAGACAUCACAAGCUCAGCCAACAUCAGACAUCACAAGCUCAGCCAACAUCAGACACAACAAAUGGGUGCCUAAUAUGUCACUACACAGUUAGGUCAUAUGUUAGUAAAGAAAUAAAGGCUUCAGUACGAAAAAUCAGGCAAUACAUACAAGAAUUUUAUAGUGGAAUUUUUUAAGAUUGCAGAAAGAUAAAACUAUUUUUAAACAUGGGUGCAACACUAAGCGAAACAGUCUUUAAACCAGGACACCAUGAAUGUGAGAUCUGCUAUGGAGGUGAAGCUGACUUACGCAAACACUAUACCAGCUGUAAGAAAAAUCCAGGUCAUGUCAACUUUAUACCUGUUAAUGAUUUCAAUUUUGAUCAUCUCCCUUUACGUUACCGUGACGUCAUUAUGUUGGAUGUAAUCAAAGCUUUGUCUGCCCUAACGAUCCUGAUAAAGGUAGAGUACACCAGUCUAAAAAGACCAAAGUCCCUUCCGUGCUUCAGUGGUCAGUAUCCAUGUUAUAACACCAGAGGAAGUGACGUGUUGAGGACAGGGACGGGACGGGUGUUUGAUGUGAUCAAGUACACAGAGCGUGACAACAAGGGCACUUGUCCAUGUGGCAAGUGUAAACACUCGGACACACCUAGUAAUGUGUGGGGGAAGGUUCAUGUGGUGACAGCAAAACACGUAGUGUUUGAUGACAGUGAGGCGAAACGGACCAGGUGUGUUGUAGGUUUUGAUGACAAUAAAAGUCCUGGGGUCAGUAUUGAUGGUUGGGGAGUGAGUGGGGCAGACCUUUUUGGAGACAGGUGUGAGUUAACAUGUGUGUCAUGUGACUUAGGUUUGGUUGAUGAACUGUAUAAGAUGUGUGAGCACUUUGAGAAUCUAUGUGAGAAAGUAAGUGACAAAUACUGGAGAUAUCUUGAUGUGGACAAGUUGACCGUUAUAGUGUCACAUCCUCAUGGCUGUCCUAAACAGGUUUCUGUAGGACAAUGGACACACGAACAUAAGGGGAAAAGUUGGUCCAAGUACACGUACACAACAUGUACAUGUCCAGGCUCCAGUGGAGCACAUGUCUACAUGCUGGGAUAUCACAGGUGGUUGUCACAUCCGCACAGUGGAUCAAACUCUGAAGGAAAUUUUAGUGGGGAGCCUUGGUUGUUUGGUUGAUCCUUCUGUAACUGUUAGUUCUCUCCACUUGUCUAAUGUAACUGUUAGUUCUCUCCCCUUGUCUAAUGUAAACAAACAAAAUGGCAACUCCCUUCAUUUGACUUGUGUGUACCAAGACUACAAUGUGUUCAUCAGCAACUUUGUAUUCUGGUAAAGACAAGAAAUAAAUUGUUUGGUUUCUUUCAAGUCAUUUGUUUAAAGUUGCUAGGCAAGUAAAUUAAAAACAAAUGUUUAUUCCAAUGA